GUUUGUUGACUUCCGGGAACGCGGCAGUUGCCGAUGUCCGGGGUGUCGCUAUGGGGACCCGGGGGGCUUCCGCAGCCCGCGUCGGGGCUGAGAAGCUGCCAUAGACCCCGCGGAGUCGCCCCCGCCACCUUCCCGGUUCAGGCGCAGGCUUCCCGCACCGCCUUCGGCAUGGGGGAAUCCGAGGAGGUGGUACCCGAUUCAGGUGCUGUGUUUACUUUUGGAAAAACUAGAUUUGCCGAAAACAUUCCCAGCAAAUUCUGGUUUAAAAAUGAUAUACCUACAGUUCUUUCCUGUGGAGAUGAACAUACUGCAGUUGUUACAGGAAAUAAAAAACUUUACAUGUUUGGCAGUAACAACUGGGGCCAGUUAGGAUUAGGAUCGAAGUCAACUGUUAGCAAGCCAACGUGUGUCAAAGCUUUAAAACCUGAAAAAGUGAAAUUCGCUGCCUGUGGAAGGAACCACACCCUAGUCUCAACAGAAGGAGGCAAAGUGUAUGCAGCUGGAGGAAAUAAUGAAGGACAGCUGGGACUUGGUGACACCGAAGAGAGAAACACUUUUCAUCUAAUUAGUUUUUUUACUUCCCAGCAUAAGAUUAAACAGCUCUCUGCUGGAUCGAACACUUCAGCUGCACUAACUGAGGAUGGCGAGCUUUUUAUGUGGGGUGACAAUUCUGAAGGGCAAAUUGGUUUAAAAGAUGUAACUAAUGUGUGUGUCCCUCAGCAAGUGACCGUUGGGAAGCCUAUUUCCUGGAUCUCUUGUGGAUAUUACCAUUCAGCUUUUGUAACAACGGAGGGAGAACUGUACACGUUUGGAGAACCAGAGAGUGGGAAGUUAGGUCUUCCCAAUCAGCUGCUUUGCAACCACAGGAUGCCCCAGCCGGUGCCUGGAAUUCCCGAGAAGGUGGUCCAGGUAGCUUGUGGUGGAGGGCACACGGUGGUUCUCACAGAGAAAGCCGUGUAUACCUUUGGGCUGGGACAGUUCGGUCAGCUGGGUCUUGGUACUUUUCUUUUCGAAACUUCAGUACCCAAAGUCAUUGAGCAUAUUAAGGAUCAGAAAAUAAGUUCUAUUUCCUGUGGAGAAAAUCACACAGCUCUGAUAACAGAUAUAGGUCUUAUGUAUACUUUUGGAGAUGGUCGAUACGGAAAAUUAGGUCUUGGACUGGAGAACUUUACCAAUCAGUUCCUUCCCACUUUGUGCUCUCAUUUUUUGAGAUUUAUAGCUCAAUUGGUGUCUUGUGGUGGAUGUCACAUGCUAGUUUUUGCCGUUCCGAGACUUGGUGGGACAGAAGAAAUUGAGUUAGAGGAAGUUAAGGAUGCUUGCUUCCAUGCAGAGGCUUCUCUGCCCCUCAGCAAUCUGAACUCAGGGAAUGUUUUGCAAACAACUCUAUCAGCACGUGUGCGGCGACGAGAGAGGGAGAAAUCGCCCGACUCUUUUCGAAUAACACGAACACUACCUCCACUUGAAGGGAUUCCUGUGCCACCUGUUCGCUUUCCCCCCAUUCCUUUUCCUUUCCAUAUGUCUGCAAUUAAUCUUCCAGAGACCAUGAUACCUGAAGAUGAGGACCUCAUGCAGCCAAUGGAACCAGAUUAUUUUCAAGAUAAAAUGACCACAGAGAAAGAGACAGACAUUUCUUCAGCAACAGAUUCAGAAAGCCUUGGAGAAACUACUGAUGUCUUAAAUAUGACACAUAUGAUGAGCCUGAAUUCCAAUGAAAAGUCAUUAAAAUUAUCACCAGUUCAAAAACAAAAGAGACAAGAAACAGUCGAGAAACUGGAGCAGCAUACAGCUCACUUUGAAAAUGAUGGUAGUAAAGAGCGUGCAAGUGAAGAGACGUCCAGAACGGUGAAAGAGGGGAAAGUAUAUAGACAGCUGGUGGCAAAGGGAACGUACAUGCUGCCAAUACCUGGGACUGGGCGCGCGUUUUCAUAUGAGGACUUAGGCGAGGAGUGGGGCCAGCCGGGGCCUCAGGCUGACACCCAUGCCGAGGGUGUGCGCAAAGAGAUAUUUAGAUGUGAGAGCAAGCACGGUAUUUACCCACCUGAUGGCAGAGAGAUAGAACGGAAAAGUGAUGGAGGCAAAAGUCUGAAGGACUCAGAAACGGAAGAAGCAGUGUCUGAGAGAGGAGCUGAGCUGCCGGAAAUGGCAGGUCUGAAGGAUAUGAGACAAAGUGAAGAGAGUUUAAGAAAUAUGAAUAUGUUCUUUGACGACUUACCAAAUAGAGAUGUGGAUAUUGAGGAUGAAGAGAGUAAACGCUUUGUUAAGGACGUUAGGAGGAACAAGAAAAAUGUGAUCUUUGACAGUGAAAGAGAAUCUAUAGACUCAGACAGUUACAUGGAAGGAGAAAGUGAAAGUCAGCAAGGUAUCACUGAUGGCUCUGAGCAGCUCGAGUCAGUAGAAUUUAGUAGCGGAGAGAAAGAGGAUGAUGAAGUGGAAACUGACCAAAACUUGUGGUAUAGCAGGAAAUUUAUUCAACAAAGACAUGAGGAAGAGACUGAACACAGAAUGUCCACAUUCAUCGCAAAAUAUAAUUUUAACUUUGGGCACUUGUCAGAGAUCCCAGAGGAGCAGGAAGGCACAGAGGAGUCAGAAGGAAGUGAAAUAGAGAAGCAAGAGGUAGAUGCAAAUGAGGAAAAUGUGGAGGUGCCCGAAGGAAAAGAGGAGAAGGAAAUAGAGAUCCUGUCAGACGACCUUACAGGCAGAACUGAGGUGAGUGAGGGCAAGGGAAAGCCAGGGGGAGAGGUGGAGGAGGAUGUGCCUGAAGCUGGAGGUGAGGGGGGAAUGCAGCGGGAGGGAAAUUCUGGAGUGGAACAGAGUCAGAGUGAGGAGGGGGAAGAGGAGGAAGACGAGGGAAGAGGAGAAACAGAGAGCCUGGAUAAGGGAGAGAAAGACCUAGAAGAGGAGGAGGACCAGGACCAAAGGGAGAGGGAACAAGACCAUAAAGGGACAGGGGAAGGGGAGGGGCAAAGAGAUGAAAAGGAAGGGGAGGGGAGAGAAGGGGAAGAAGACAGGGAAGAGGAAGAAGAGAAAGAAGGCAAGGAGGAGGGAGAAAGGAAAGAGGAAGGAGCUCAAGAGGAAGGACAGGGAGAAGGGGAAGAAGAAGAGGAGGAGGAGGAAGGGGAAGGAGAGGGAGAAGCAGAGAAAGGAGAGGAGGAAGCAGAGGGGGAAGGGAAGGAAGGAGAAGGGGAAGGAGAGGGAGAAGCAGAGAAAGAAGAGGAAGAAGGGGUGGAGGAAGAGGGGGAAGGGGAAGAGGAAGGGGAGGAGGUUGGAGAGGAGGAAGGAGAGGAUGAAGGAAAGAAAAGAGAAAGUGAAGGGGAAGAAGAAGAGGGAGAAGUGGAGGAAGGAGAGGGAGAAGGGGAGGAAGAAGAAGUGGGGGAAGCAGGGGAGGAAGGAGAGGAGGAGGGGGAAGAGGAUGAAGGGGAGGGGGAAGAGGAGGAAGGAGAGGGGGAGGGGGAGGAAGGAGAGGGGGGAGGGGAGGAGGGGGAGGAAGGAGAGGGGGAAGGGGAGGAGGGGGAGGAAGGAGAGGGGGAAGGGGAGGAAGGAGAGGAGGAAGGGGAGGAAGGAGAGGGGGAAGGGGAGGAAGGAGAGGGGGAAGGGGAGGAAGGAGAGGGGGAAGGGGAGGAGGAAGAGAAGAAAGGCGAGGGGGAAGAAGAGGUGGGGGAGGAAGAGGAAGAAAGAGGGGGGGAAGGGGAGGGGGACAAGGAAGAGGAAGAAGGGGAGGAGGAAGGAGAGGGGGAGGAAGCAGAGUGGGGAGUGAGGGAGAGGGAAGACAAAGAGGACGAUGAGGAAGAAGAAGGGAAAUACAAGGAGAUAGGAGAUGAAGAGAGGGAAAAGCAGGAAAGGCAGGGUGAAGGAAGAGAGUCCAACAAAGUGAGCAAAAUCAAAGGGUCUGUGAGAUAUGACAAAAAUAAGGCAUACCCCAAAAAGUUUACUACUAACACAGAGGGAAAGGGGAAAGAGCACAAGGUACAGAGGUUCAAAAUGCCAGUGCAGUCAAAACAAGUUUUAGAAAAUGGGCCACCAGGUUCCGAAAAAUUCUGGAACAAUGUAUUGCCACAUUAUUUAGAAUUGAAGUGACAAGCUUUAAAUUUGACCUGAUAUUGUCCAGCCAAAUAAUUUGAACAUUUUGCACGUAAUAGGCACUCAGUACAUCGUAUUACAUUGAUUUUAUGUCAUGGUCACUUUAUGUGUGGUACAGUAACGACUGAUAAGACAGCACAAAGCACUGGUAAAUUUGGCUCCUCUUAAGCCAAUAUUUUGGUAUAUUUUCCCUCUAAAUUAUAAAUCUAUCACUAGAAAAUGGUCAUAGCAGAUAGUUAACAUUAUAUAUUCCUCAUUAAGGGCAGAGUUAGAAAAUCGGAGUAUACUAUAGGAGUAUUGCGUUUAUAUAUACAAACUGGCCCCUUUAAAGAUGGCACAGAUCCUUAAGGGCUAUGAAAACAUCUCAUUUCUUACACAUUUCUUUCAGUCUCUGAUUACAAGUUGCCUAUACAUAGAAUAAUUUUAUAAGAUUUUUCUGAAGAUUUUUUAGGGCUUUCUAAAGCUAAAAUGGAAGAUUCACAUUUUUAAAAAGUAGUGCUGUCUUUUUACCUUUCAUGUGUCCUUUUUGCAACAGUUUACCAAGUGACAGCUGGAUUCAGGGCUCAGGUUGUAAUGUGAUGUCUUUCAGUUACUGUCUGGGCAACUGGCAGUGUAUCUCAUGAAAUGGAGAUGAACUUAAGCAUCUAUUCUGGAAGUAUGUACAACUUUUAAGUAUUUAUUGCCCAGGCAGAGCUCCCCACUGGGCUUCGGUUUCCUCAUGUGUAAAAUGGAGUAGAUUGGAUGAUAGAACUCCAAUCCCUUUUAACUCUCAGACUCUUUCAUUCUAACAGGCUGAUUUACUCCCAUCAUGUUUGUUAUUUGCAGAAGAGGUUUUUAAGGAAGAAAAAUUAUACUUUAAAAUUAAUUGAGUUUCUAUAAAAUAUUGUUCUUGACUCUUACAAACUUAGGACGGCUUUAAUGUCUCUUCUGUCAUUCUGUAUUUCUAAACUAUAACUUCUGAGCUUUAACUGUACUGUCAGAAUCUUCAUUCCCAGUGUCUAUGAUGUACCCUCAACCUGUUUUUCGCUGACUGUUCUGUAAUUCUCAGUUUAUUGCUUGUCAGAAUGUUUCAAGUAAAAUAAACAUUAAGUGUAUUCCAUCAGUAAUUGUUUGUGGAAAGAGAAACUAACAUCAUUUAUUGAAUUUUAGAGAGGCUGGAUUUCUAUUAGUGUAAAUUCAGUCUUCCCUUACAAUGUUCAGUUCGUGUAAUGCAGCCAGAUCGUUCUUUAUUCAUAGCUCCAUUUUCAAUGGAUUCACUGCUCCAGUCCCUUCCAUAUCUUGGGCAUUAGGGAUUUCUUAUACUUUCUUUUAUCAAGGAAGAUCUUGAUGGUAAACUUCCUGUGAAUUUUGUGUAAUGUGAUCCUCUGUGCAUUUGAUUCUCCGUGAGCAAGAAUCUGGGGAGAGAGACUAGAAUACGAAGAGAAGAAACUCCUAGGAGCAAUUGUAGAUUUUGUUUUAGCUGCAGGGAUACGUGGUUGCCGCCCCUAACUAACCAAAUAUGCUAAUCUGGCAUUGCAGGGUUCUACCAAAUUCUACCACAGUCAGUAAGUGCCAGUGGGGUAGAGUUGGUACUUUGACAAAGUGUAUGUGCUGUGUUGUCAAUUCAAGGGCCUACCAUGGUUAUUGAAAAGUCGACUUAAAAUGAUUAAGUGAGAUGGAUGAUUGAAGAGGAGUUCAUAAAGGAAAAGCCUUCAGGGAGAAAAGAAACUCUUGCACUCAAGUUACUAAUGUAACAGGUGUGGACAUUCUUCUUGCACCAAAGACGUCAUCAGCCAGCAAUGCUGAAAUGGAGUUCUUACCACGUGCCCAUCUCAGUAUUGGAACUGGUCUAGAGAGCCGCUUUUAAACAGCAUUUCCUGCCCAUUUCUUCACAUUGCCCUGGCCAAAAACAUGUUCUGUGCUCUUUUAGGAAGGGUAGCUCGUGCAGGCACGGUGUUCUGGUCAGAAGAGCACAGGCCUAGUCAUUUUGAGAUGUGAGUUAGUACUUGGUUAAAUAGCUUGGAAUAAUCGGUUCCAUUCCUUGUCAUCCCCAUCUGCUGGUUGAUCAAGCUUUUCUUGUCAUUUAUCACUGAUCAUUACUGAGGCCAGUGUGAGUUGUGUGUGUAGAGUCCAUUGAGUUACAGUUCCAGGUGAGGACUCUGGCAGAAAAAUAGUUCAAGGUAAGCUAUGAAGGAGUACCACAGAAACAUCUGCUGCCGCUGAAUAGCAGCUCUUGAGGUGAGUGCAAUGAAAUGUCUUCUGUUACUUCAUUAUAGAGGUAAACUUGCUCUUCACGUAUAUAAAGAUAAAAGACUGCCAUAAAGGAAGGCACUUGGAUUCCUCCUUCCUUCAUUCCUUCUGUUGUGCCUGACAUAUGGCUUCAUACUUGGUGCCUAUGAUUCACUCAACCAAUAAGCGUGUACCUAAGCACCAAAAAGGGAACAGAAGCUUUCCAAAAUCAGGUAGAUCUCCAGAAAUGAGGGCUGCUUGUAGUCCAACUCCUGUGGCCUUUUUACCUGUCAGGGACAUUAGGUAGGUACAGAUUGCUUGAAAGAACACCAGGUAAAAGGAGUUCCUCGGGCUCUGCCUCUAACUGUGGCUUAACAGUGCCCUUGUGUUUCCCAAUACCCCCGUGUUCUUAGCUAGGACUACCCAAACAGAAAAAUAGGAUCUGAAAACAAAUCUGUGGCUUUCUAGGCUGAUGGGAGCCAUGAGCGUGUUUCAGUGUGACUGCAGCCUAGAGUAUCUUUUGGUCCUGGAUAAGGAGGCAAAGGGCCUUAUGUGUUUAUAAAAGUUGUUAAACAGCAAGAGUAAGAUGAUCACAUUUGGCCUUUUGCAACAUUCUGGCAGCAGUAUGGAGGGUGGGUUGGAGAGGAAGAGGACCAGAGCUAGGGAUGCCAAUUAGGCUGCUCUAGGGGACCAGACAGAGACAGAAGAGGGGCUGAACUAGAACAGUGUGGACAGAGUCGGGGACACGUGUUAUCAAGAGAACUUCAGGAAUAGAAUUGGAGGGCUUAGUAAAGAGAUGUAAGUUGGAGGGAGGGAAAAGGCCAAGCUUUUCUUGUUUCUGUUUGAAGAACUGGGUAGGAAGUGUGCCAUUCACCAAGGCUGAGCACAGAGGAGUAGGGGUAGAUUCAGGAGCCUGCUGGGCCCUGUUCAUCCAGGAGGUGUCCAGCAGACAGAUACACGUCUGGGCCUGGAGCUCAGGGGAGAUGGCCGGGCAUUACCGACUUCCACGGGGAGUUAAAAGCAUGGAGUUGAGUGAGAGGCGGCACUCACAGUGUGCGAAGGGAAGAGAACUGAAGACAGAGUUUGAGGAAACAUCAGUAGGUAACGGAGAGGUUGAGCGAGGGAAAUCUGAGAAGGAGGCCAGGUAGGAACACUUUCCAGGAAAGAGAGGCGCCGCCCAAGCCAAGGAAGCAGUGGUGGAGGGCAGCAGAGAGGUCUGGGAGAGGCCCGGCAGAGGCCAGGCAAGAGCCCACACUGCCUGUUAAGAGAGAUCCCCAGGAAGCCUGCCUUGCAGAGAAAAAGGGUCAGGGACUUCGGUGCCAUGGGAAAAACCAUCUUAGACUUUUACCUGCAAUUACUCUAUAUGAGGCUAUAUAAGCAUAGGAUCUUGAAGUGAGCUUAUCAUCAAAAAGGAAGAGCCUACAAUGCCCUGAGUUUCAGCAGGUGGGGGAAACAGCUCUGAGGGUGGCAGUUCUGGUUUUCACAUUAUUUGAGCAGAGCUGGGAAAGAGCCUGGGCCCUGGCACCUGGUAGGCCUGCAUUCAAAACUCCAGCCCUUCACAGAUUAAGCUGUGUGAAUACCUGGAAAAGCUUUUGUUUUCUUUUUCUUUUCUUUUUUCUUUUUUUUUUUUUUUACUUUUCUGAGUCAUUUCUUUUUAUAAAGGGAAAGAUCUUUGGAUAGUUAACACAUGAAACAUGUUAGUGGUACUCAGCAAAUGGUAACCUGUGUCACUCUGUCCCCUCUGACUCCCAUCAAGUCAGGUGCAGAACUACCCUCGUGCAUCUCCAGGUCACUGACAGAUAUGUGUGAGUCUAGUCCUGUGAACCUGACUUCUGUGUAAAUACCACAUAGCUACCCUCUCUGCCCCCCCCAAAUUGGCUUAAGACAGAUCUGUGGGAAUGAAGUGAGUUGCAAUAAUGAUAAAUAUACCCUUAAAUAUGGGGUAGAGUGAAACUAGGCACACCGUCCAUGGGUCAUCCUCAACAUUUGAAGCAUGGUGAGAGCUGAUGGUACUCACACAGUUAGGCAUCACUGCUGUCACAGGACAACAGAUUUCCCUGUGUCCUAAUUUUUUUUUUUAUCAAGAUAGGUUAAAGAAUAACUCCACACAUAACAACUGCCUACCAACAAGAAGUUCUGUAUGCCAGGCAUUAUAUUCACUUUUGCAGGCCUGCUUGUCAGAGUCAAACUGGAAUGGAUUUGGCGGUGAAAAUACUGGGUUAGGAAUGAGCCAAGGGUUUUGGUACAUAGAAGGAAACGUUUAGGGAUUAUAAAGUAGUGACAAAGCCAAUAAUUUGGAGGUCCACCUGGGAGCCCAUAGGUGCAAUCUGGCCUGCAGACUUACUUUGUUUGGCAUACACAGUGAUUUUUUUAACAUUUGAGGCCAUUGCCAACAUUGAAAUACCCAGGAAUUCUAUACUGAAGCAGUGUUUUUCAAACUUCUCUUGGAAACCUGAGGCACCACUGGCCCACAGCCCAGUCAGAGUGGCCCUCCACUUCCGUGUCAUCCUGGCCUGCUCCUGACAGGCCCUGCCUUCUCCCCUGGGCUGCUCUAGGUGCCGGGCUCCUGGCAAGAAUCAAGGGGUAUGUCUAAGAGGGUAGAACAAAUAAGUGUACACUUUGAAUCAAUUACUUUCCGAUGAUAAGAUCUGGGACAUUAUGGUGAAAAGGUGUCCAGGCAUCUUGGGAUUUUUUUUUGAUAGUCCUCUGUGUAUACUAGGGAGUCUUACAAUCACAAAUAUGUUUUUAAAUUGCUUAUAUUUAUAUACAGAUACUUAUCCUUUGCUUUUGUUAUUUUCUCUGUAAAUAAUCUUUUUAAUCUUGAUAUAAACCCGCCGAGGUAGGUGUUGCUAGUGUCAUCCUCCCAUUUAACAGAGAAACUGUUACAUUAAUUAGGCACCUUGCUCAGGCCGUGAUUGGUGGAGCAGAGCUUGGAAAGCAGUAGUUAGGUCUUUGUAUUGAAUGCCCUUCCUUCUCUCCUCCUGCCUCAGUGAUUUCUAGGGUAGUAUAAACAUGAAGUUACAUAUUAACCCCUCUUGUCCUAAAAAACCUUGAAAUUGAGCUUUUAGGAUAUACGCUUCCCCACCUGGUAUGAUGUAGGUACAAAGUUUAAUGCUCUAUUAACCUAGCUGGAAAAUGUCUGCCCUAUAUGACAUUGAGGCGUCUCACAAAUCCAGAAUUGUAGCACAAAAUUUUACACUUUACAGUGUCUUUUCAAAACUUUUUAAAAAAACUCUUUAUUGGAAUAUAAUAUAUACAGAAAAGAUCAUAUCUCAUGCAUGUAUGUCCAGCUCAGUGUAUUUUCCACAAAUUGAACCUGUUCGUAUAGUCAACAUCCAGAUCAAGGAGGAGCACACUGUCAGCUCCCCAGUAGCUCCCCUUCAACCCUCUUACAGGCAUUUUCCAUCCCCCCCAGGGUGACCACUGUGCCAGUUUCUGAUGGCAACCUCUAGUUUUUCAAGUAUACGAUAUGAUGGUAUUCUUAAGCCAGCUGAAACCUCAUGAGGAACGUUUGGUUUCUUGGUAUUUCCCGUAAGAAAUGUAAAACGUGUGGGCCCUGGGCCAGAUCCAAGACUGCAGCUCCCCGUGUUGUGUCUGACCAAUGAGACAACGGUCCUCUUGCGAGAGCCAGGCCUAAUCACUUCUUCACUGUGGUCCCAACACAACAUGCGUUUCCACUGACCAUCCCAGACUGCUUUAUGUCUUAUGUGCUUCUGGUGACAAGAAUGUAUUUAAACUUUACCCUUUCUCUUUGUAAAAUGAUAGUGUUCUGCCAGUCUCUCCUAAAUUGUUUCGGUUUGAAGGUAAGUACUGUAUGUGAUUUAAAGUAGUUGUCCAGAUGUGAGUAGAUUAAUUUUCAAUGUGCUUAAGUGCAACAUGCUACACUUGAUGUGAUUUCUAGUGAAAAUGUUUUCUAAGAGCUUUCUCAAAUUGAGAAGAUGGUAUCAUUCCAGCAGUUGUUCGUUGUUGCAGAUUUUCAUAAAGUUAAUGAGUAAAUUUAUAGUUUAUUAUAAAAGAGAUGAGUGUUUUGCUUAUUUCUGAAAUAGGGCAAAAUGUCAUGUUCCUUUGUAUAAUCUCAUGAUAUUGUCCUAUGGUUACAUUAAUAUCUUAGUUAACUGGCAUGACUGGAGUUGACCCAGGUGCUAAACUAGCAGAACUUUCCAAGUGAAGAGGACUUUGCUGGAACACAGCACACUGACCCUCCCUCUGGGAGACAGUCAGUCUGAAAUUGUCCUUCUCAGGAACACUGUUCUUUUCUAGUUGGCCUUCAUUUAUGUACAUUCAUGAAUACAUCUGUCUAUCAGCCAUCAAUCCUAAAUCCAGUAAUCCUGCUUCCCAUUCCCCUCCAAAGUAGUCUUUGAUCAUUUUACAUACUCAUAAUGUGCUUAUGGCUAGGCAUAAUAUACAAUAGAAGUUGCUUAGGAAAAAAAAAAAAGAAAGCUUUAGAAAUUCUUGGUAAAUGGUAGCUACCUUGUAGUUAACCCUACCCAACCUAAAUGUGCAGCACAUCCUUUAAUAUAGCUCUCUACCCUGGCACCCUGUUUUCCUCUCCCGCUUUCCCCUCUCACAUGCACUGACCUUUGCUUGACCUAAGUCAAGCCCUCCCAGAGCAACUUCUGAAACUCUUUUAAAUCUCAAGCCUUCACUUCUGGAUUGCUUGUCCUUAGUGGCAGUGCUGUUAGGCCACACCCUUUUUGCUACUGGCCUGAGGAUGCCACUUACAUCUGUUAGUAAGGUGUGAAAUCUAAACAUAUCCUCUCCCUAGCCUGAGUUCUCACAUUUUGUAUUUUUGCCAGAAAAGAGAUGAGUUAAUUACAAGAAUUAUUUUCAAACCACCCACAAAAGAUUCCUUUGGGUGUCCAGCUUAUCCUUGGCCAAAUAGUGACUAGGAAGGUGACCAUAAGAAGCUAGUUAUAGUGUUGAAGGGAUAUAAAGGGUGUGUAUCGUCUGAGGCAGGUAUGGCCCAUGUGAACUUUGUAAAAACAUUCUUCAUGGGAGUAAAUGGCACAAGUUACUUACUGCCUCACCUGUUUUAGGGGCCAUUGUGCCUUUAGUGAAGUGCAUAAAUGAAAAGCAUAGGGAGAAAGUCCAGUAAGGAGCCUGAUCCCUUAAUGACAAAAAA
Lynx canadensis (Canada lynx) is the source of this 11407-nucleotide messenger RNA. It is a transcript of the gene RPGR, whose product is annotated as retinitis pigmentosa GTPase regulator. Lineage: Eukaryota; Metazoa; Chordata; Mammalia; Carnivora; Felidae. The transcript has 14 exons. Gene Ontology annotation, cellular component: photoreceptor outer segment. Gene Ontology annotation, biological process: protein ubiquitination; ubiquitin-dependent protein catabolic process; visual perception. Bases 34 to 4074 code for a protein of 1346 amino acids. Gene Ontology annotation, molecular function: ubiquitin protein ligase activity. The record is from RefSeq and is a predicted model, not a curated record.